This is a messenger RNA of Corythoichthys intestinalis (scribbled pipefish), 2924 nucleotides long. It is a transcript of the gene siglec15l, whose product is annotated as sialic acid binding Ig-like lectin 15, like. Gene Ontology annotation, cellular component: plasma membrane. The coding region runs from base 66 to 1043 and encodes 325 amino acids. The record is from RefSeq and is a predicted model, not a curated record. Lineage: Eukaryota; Metazoa; Chordata; Actinopteri; Syngnathiformes; Syngnathidae. Gene Ontology annotation, biological process: regulation of osteoclast development; regulation of actin cytoskeleton organization; regulation of bone resorption. The transcript has 7 exons.
CCUGGUUCGCUGUCGGUCAAGCGUCGAGGUACGUUUCUCUGGUUCGCCGCACGCGUCUAGCCAACAUGCGAGGGUUUUUGGUGUUGCUGGUGAGCGCCGUCAUCACAGGAAGUGUCUCUCUGUCCCGGUUGACUUUAAACGUCUCCAAGGAGGUGAAAGUUCUCAGAGGACAAGACGCUCUUCUGGGCUGCAACUUCACUCAUCCCAUGCAGGGUAACGUCAUUGGAAACAUUCAAGUGAGCUGGUCCAGAGACCCCAAAGCUGGACCUUUUUUGGUGUGUGAAGUAAACUCGACAGCCCCGGAACCAUACUGCUUGAACGUGGAGGGCUACUCGUUGGUCGGCGACCUCCGGCAGGGGGUGUCGUGGCUGCUUAUUAAAAAGGCCUUGCUUCAGGAGGGUGUGUACUUUUGUAAAGUGAACAUGGAAAAUGACCAAGCGCAGGAGCAGUUGACUCUGAGAGUACAAGUGAUGCCUUCAAUCCUGAGCCUAUCAUUGGUCAACGUCGGCCCCGGCAACCAAACGAGGUUGCAGUGCGUGGCCGAGGGCGACCCGCUACCCGACAUCACCUGGCUGUCGGAAUCCGGGCGUCCGUUAGCGUCGGCGCUAGCCGCGAAUGUGCGGACCUCUCUGGCGGGGCCCAACCGACUAAGCAGCUCGGUCCCGUACGAGCAGCAGGGGGAGCUCACGUGCAGGGCGAAGAGUGAUUUAGGGCAGGUUGAGCUGAAGCACCGCCCCCCAAUUUCGUUGAGAGAAAGCAGGAACCAGACGGCCGUGGUGUGCGCCGGGGUCGCUGCGGCGUUGCUGAUGUUGGUCGCGGUUGUUGUCCUGGUGCAUCGUUUGAUGGUCAAAGGUCGGAAUCAAAAUGCGCAGAUUCAACAAAACGUAGCUGAGCGCUCGCUGCAGUCCUCCCAUAGGCCACCUGGCGGCGCCACUGAGCUUCAGACUGUUUAUAGCACUGUUACAGUUUCUCAAGCCUGUGGAGGUGUGUCCAUCACAAGACAGCAGCAAGGUGUUUUAUACUCGACGGUGAAGCUACAAUAGUCAUCUUCUGAAAUGUUGUCAAUCAUCGACAAGCUUCUGCUGGUGAAGUCCAAGUAUAAAUGUUGUUUAGUUCGUUAGUUAUUGCUGUUAUAUCUUAACGAGGCGAAACAAAGAACCAUUGGAGCGCUCACAUGUCUGGUUCUUCUCAUUUUCAACCACAACUCGUACACAAAGCCACAAAACGGAAGGUGAAAAAGUCAGUUCUGUAAUUCACUUUUUACUGUCCUUGUAGUCAUUUCUUGUUUUUUUCAAGGGUUUUGUAGUCUUUUAGGAACUCUUGAUUACAGGGCCGGCCCAGCCUAUACGCAGACUAUGCAGCUGCUUAGGGCCCCUGACCACUAGGGGGCCCCCAAUCUGGCAAUAUAAAAGUUCUUCCUUUCUUUCCUGUUUUAGAAAAAGGUUUGGCGCUAUCUACUGUAAGUACUGACAAUUGUUUGGGGUGAGAAGUUUGAAGUAUGCAGUUCAACAAAACCUGAUUAAUAUACAAAAUAUGGACGUAUGGGUUGGCUUGCAUGUAUGGGUUUCACAGUAUACUGUGACGAAAUGGCGGGCCAAAAUUAUGGGCCCCUUUGCAUUAUUUUGCUUAGGGCCCCAAAAUGGCCUGGGCCGGCCCUACUUGAUUAUGAUUUUUAGCCUUUGAAUAAUGUGUUUUUUGUAUUUUUCUUGGAGAAUUUUGUUAGGAUUAUUUUUUUUUAGCUUUUGACCCUUGUGGUUUUUGCAGUCCUGGUAGUGUUUUUGGAGUAUUUUUGUAGUCUUAAUGGAGCAUUUUGGCAUGACUUGUAGUCUGAUUGUUGUCUUUUUGUUUUUUUUUGUUUUUUUUUUUUGAGUAUUUUUGUAGUCUUUUGGAACAUUUUGUCAUGAUUAGUUGAAUUUUUCUUUUAUCCCAGACAAUAGUUAUAGGUUGUUUUAAUUACCUGACAUGUUUCAGUGAACGCUUCCGCCUUCAUCAGAUGAAGAUUUGUAGUCCUUUUGUAGCAUUUUGUCCUGAUUUAUUGACUUUGAAUGUUGUCUUUUUGGAGUUCUAGUAGUCUUUUUGGUGUGUUUUUGUAGUUAUAUGGAACAUUUCAUGAUUUCUAGCCUUAUAAUGUGUUUUUUUGGUAGUGUGUUUUUUUUUUGAGCAUUUUUGUAGUCUUCUUGGAGCAUUUUGUCUUUUUUAUGCCUUGGACUGUUAUGUUUUUUUGUAGUACUGAUAGGUUUUCGGGAGUAUUUUUGUUGUGUUCUUGGAGCAUUUUGCCAUAAUUUUUAGUCUUCGAAUUUUUGUCUUAUGGUGGUGUUUGUAGUCUUCUCGGAUUAUUUUGUCAUGACUUUUAGCCUGUGGCCUUUGUGUUUUUUUUUGUAGUACUUGUAGUCUUUUUGGAGUAUUUUUGUAGUCUUCUUGGAAAUUUUCUGUCAUGGUUUGUAGUCUUUGAAUGCUUGUCUUCUUGUUGCAUUUCUAGUCUUUUGGAAAUAUUUUUGUAGUCUUUUUUGCAGCAUUUUGUCAUCAUUUUUUUAAGCCUUGGACUGUUGUGUUUUUUUUUAGUUCUGAUAUUUUUUGGGAGUCUUUUUGUUGUGUUCUUGGAGCAUUUUGCCAUAAUUUUUAGUCUUCGAAUUUUUGUCUUAUGGUGGUGUUUGUAGUCUUCUCGGAGCAUUUUUUCAUGACUUUUAAUAAUAAAUAAUAAUAAUAAUAAUAAUACAUUUUAUUUCUAGAGCGCUUUUCAGAUACACAAAGACGCUUCACAAGAGGCAUGGAAUUACAGUACGAUAAAAAGGUAUUAAAAGGAUUAAAAACUUAAGAGCACAAUAAAAGAGGUAAAAAAUAUGACAGCUAGGGGUUAUGGUUGGUAAGAUAGAGUGAACAGGUGUGUUUUCAGUCGAGAUUUGAAAAGUGAUAGAGUAGAUAUG